AUGCAGAGGCUGCUGGGCCGGGAUAUGCAGGGUUGGUAUCGUCCUAAGGGAUGGAAGUAUCCUUGCUUGACUGGAUACCUGUUGACAAUCGCCUCCGUGCGGUUCGUCUGGCAACUGCCCUGGUGGUAUCCCAGUUCACGUACAACCAUGUCACCUAUAACAAUACUCCCAUGCUACAUCGGCCGUCGAAUUAUGCCAUCAGUCGAGUCGCCUUACUGGCUGCAUAGAACAGAACGGAUGAGCGAAAACAGGCUACUGCUGAUGCCUCCCUUCUUUAUCUUUCACGAACUUCUUCCCCCACCCUCCCCACUCCACUAA
Opisthorchis viverrini is the source of this 318-nucleotide messenger RNA. RefSeq lists its product as hypothetical. The record is from RefSeq and is a predicted model, not a curated record. The transcript is spliced from 2 exons. Bases 1 to 318 code for a protein of 105 amino acids. NCBI's taxonomy places the organism in Eukaryota, Metazoa, Platyhelminthes, Trematoda, Opisthorchiida, Opisthorchiidae.